This is a messenger RNA of Coniophora puteana RWD-64-598 SS2, 1147 nucleotides long. RefSeq lists its product as uncharacterized. NCBI's taxonomy places the organism in Eukaryota, Fungi, Basidiomycota, Agaricomycetes, Boletales, Coniophoraceae. The transcript is spliced from 5 exons. Bases 104 to 748 code for a protein of 214 amino acids. The record is from RefSeq and is a predicted model, not a curated record.
CUCCAUUGCUGCCCUCUCUUUAUAAGACGCGCCUGGCCUCCUCUCUUCUUGGCCCCCGCCGUCCCCCGCAGCAGACGUGUCUGAGCUCUAGUUGACUGCAGCCAUGAGGAAGACAUCUUACGCUAUCACCUUUGUCGCUACCCUUGCAACCCUCAUUCUGAAUAUCCUGUCUGCUCGCCUCCCAGACUGGCUCAUCGCAAAGUAUGAGUUCGGCAACGCGCAGUACACCGUUCGCUACGGUUUGACGGAGCGUUGUGAACGCAAGUUCGUUUCCCUCCCCGGUCCCGAUGGUGGCUCCAUCUAUUACGAGGACUACUCCUGCCGUGGAUUCCCCCUGUCUGUCCAGGACAGCUGCGAUGGCGAGAACCGUCGGUUCUGCGCUGCGUGGAGUUCUGCUCAGUACUUCAGCGAAUUCGGCAUUGGUCUGGCCGCACUAUCCAUUGUGGCCUUGCUCAUCGGUGUUAGCACCCAUUCGAGGAGAAGAAGGAUUUGGAGGGCAGUCGCUGGGCUCGUCCUUCUUCAUGCCAUCUUCCAAGUUGUCGUUUUCGGCAUUGUGACGGACCUUUAUCGCAAGGAGCGCUUCCCUGCAUUUGAGCACGCUAAACCAGGAUCUGGUUUCAUUCUGAACUUUGUUUCGUGGAUUGUUGGCCUCCUCGUCGGCUUUGGUGUGAUCAUCACCGGCAUCGCUGCCGACAAGGGCAAGCGAUGGGCCGCCGGCAACCGCUACCGACCUAUUGGUGAUGCUUAAGCCGAAAUCCUCCAUACACUUCGUACGAAUGCGUGUGCCUCAAACACCAUGCACCACAAACGCGACAUGCCCCUCUGCCAUGAAUAGAUCCAUACACGCACCACUCCCUUGUUACCCUUAUCUCUUCUGUGCCUUCUCAUUUCUUUCUCUUUUUCUUCUGUUAGUUCAUGUACUUAUACUUCAAGGACGCUAGGUGUUAAGCUCGUAAUUUGCAUCCCUCUUCAACACAGUGAAUCAUCAUAAUCUUUCUUGCGCAAGAAUUCACUACGCCAUUGGCGUCAAUGUUUGCUUGCAUGCACAGGAAAGCGUGAUGUUUUGCAUGCUUCCAGAAACGUUAUGAAUCAAGCAGACUGCAUGUGGCAUUGUAGCCAGCCUGUUCACAGCACAUACUAUCUCGGC